UACAGCACACAGAGACUGCGUUUCAAUAAAACAACGAAAUUAUUGGUAAAAUAAUCUCAAUAGUUCUCUGGCUUAAUACGAUAUUACAUUUUUGAUUUCCAAAUUUUCCGAGAAAAUCCGAGAUUUUUGCCCCAGCGUUUUAACGAUGAUCCGAGGAGCUCAAGAGUCGAAACGGAAAUAGGAACACGACCUGUUAUUUGUCUUUACUUUCUUCCUUAUUAGGUGUUGGCGAUUUUUUGCAGUAACAGACUGGCGUAAACGAUGUCGAGCAAGUCAAAUCAAAGAGAUACCGGUUGGCUGUCAGGUCUACUUAGCAUUUUGCCAGUGCGCUCUGUAGCCAGUACCUGUAAAAAUUUUUUCUUUGGUGAGCAUGGGCAAGCGAGGUUGAGGGAAAGCCCAGAUAGACCGAGCUCGAUUAGCUGCUCAUCAUCUUGUCUAACAGUAACAACUUCAACCGAACUGAGUUUACGUGGACGCCUGAAUCGUCCCGAAAGCUCUGUUCACUUUCUGACAGAGACAUCUUCCACAGAAGCCGCAACGGAUAUAAUAGCGUUCGACAGUCGAAAGCAUUCCAUACUCAGAGAAAGGACGGGAGUAAGCAAGCACAAGAAAAACUUGGGUGCCUCUAACGGUACUUCAAGACGGAAACCUUUGGUGAAGUUUUGCGACUCGUCCAAUGUGGAAACGAGUAUCUCUGUAUGCCAGAGCGACUGUAACCACUUCUUUGAUUUGCCUUCUGUUAGCGAGCGACGAACGCUACAAAGAAUCGCGCAGGACAUGGUUAAAAGGAACAGAGGUACUCACAGGUAUACGCCGCCUGAAAGAAGAUUGUCGUCGACAGCGCGUAAAGAGGCGAACCGAGAAUGCCGAACGUGGCUGAUGAAGCCACAUUUGCGUGGCUCAGGUACCAAGUCCAGCCGAAAUGUCGUGCCGAAGUUUCUGCCUCAGAAGGGCGCGCGAGGUAAAACGAUAUGUAAGUAUGUUGAUAACGGACUAACGGUUAUUCAAGCUUUGGCGCCGGCGGGAGCUUGCAAAUCGAAAAAAAGAAAAAACUUCGGGAACAAGAUGGCGGGUUUUUUUUCAUGGCUUCGAAGGCGCCUGAGUCAUGCGAAGAAGGUCAACGGGUGAUUUCUGCAGGCUCUUUUUAACUUGCCAGAAAUGUACGACUGGUUAAAAUCAG
Molecule: messenger RNA, 1180 nt
Organism: Varroa destructor (honeybee mite)
Lineage: Eukaryota; Metazoa; Arthropoda; Arachnida; Mesostigmata; Varroidae
Source: RefSeq, a predicted model, not a curated record